AUGCAGUCCAUCAACCGAUUUCUCUACGGACCGACACCAGAGGAGCGUGUUCGAACGUGGCAACAAAAACUGCGACAAGAGACGCGCCAGCUGGAGCGAGAAAUCCGGCAGCUAGAUAAUGCACAAGCAAAGGCGAAACAGCAGCUGAAGCAGCUCGCAAAGAAGGGAGACGUGAAAAACGCAAAGCUGCUUGCCAAAGAGGUGGUCCGAAGCAACAAGCAAAAAGACCGGCUAUAUGUCAGCAAAGCACGACUAGGCUCUAUUAAUCAGCAGCUCCAGGAGCAGCUUGCGAUCAUCAAGAUUACAGGGAGCGUGCAAAAGUCGACUGAGAUUAUGAAGCUAUCUAAUCAAUUGAUUAAACUACCGCAAAUCAGUGCUAUAAUGCGGGAGAUGAGCAUGGAAAUGACAAAGGCUGGAAUCAUGGAAGAGAUGCUAGAAGAUACACUAGAGUCUGUCGACGAGGAUCCGGAGCUCGAAGAGGAGGCUGAAGAAGAGGUGGAUCGUGUCCUGUUUGAGAUUACCGACGGCAAACUGGGAGUUGCUGGUGCUGGAAAGGAGCUACCUACGCUCAACGACGAGGAGGAAGUGGCCAACGACGCGGAUAUGGCCCGGAUGCAAGCCCAGCUCAACAGUCUUCUUAGUGGAUAA
Molecule: messenger RNA, 648 nt
Organism: Serendipita indica DSM 11827
Lineage: Eukaryota; Fungi; Basidiomycota; Agaricomycetes; Sebacinales; Serendipitaceae
Source: the annotation of a GenBank genome assembly